Messenger RNA from Geosmithia morbida, 390 nucleotides. RefSeq names its product Vacuolar protein sorting 55. The transcript has 2 exons. Gene Ontology annotation, biological process: late endosome to vacuole transport via multivesicular body sorting pathway. The coding region runs from base 1 to 390 and encodes 129 amino acids. NCBI's taxonomy places the organism in Eukaryota, Fungi, Ascomycota, Sordariomycetes, Hypocreales, Bionectriaceae. The record is from RefSeq and is a predicted model, not a curated record. Gene Ontology annotation, cellular component: Vps55/Vps68 complex; endosome.
AUGCCUGCCGCCGGCCUCAAGACCAUCAUCGCCCUCUCCUUCGUCCUGGCAGUCGGCUUCCUCCUCGUCAUCCUCUCCUGCGCCCUCUUCGACUCGUACUUUCCCCUCCUGGUUGUUGCCACCUAUGUAAUUGCUCCGAUCCCCAACUGGAUCUGCAGCCGGUGCUCCAACCCAGAUGACUUUGUUGAGAGCUCUGGCGGUGCCGUCCUCGACCUUGGCCGUUUCUGCACUGGCUUCUUUGUUGUGAUGGGAAUGGCUCUUCCCAUUGUCCUCGCCCACGCCGACAUCAUCCGCGUCGAAGCCAUGAUCAUGUCCGUCUUCGGCGGUCUCCUCAUCUACGGGACCAUAAUCAGCUUUGGCAUGUUUUUCCAGGAGGAGCAAGAGUUUUAG